AUGAGUCAAACAGGAAACGUUCUCUUAUGCUGGUAUUCGCUGCUGGUUCUUCUGCUGACUGGUGAAGCGCUGGGUGUGAAUCUGGUGGCGUACAUUUCGCAACGAGGUCUGCAUGGGGAAAUUUCCUUCUCGCAACACAGCGACCGGCAGGUGCAGAUUGCUUCCGAGCUCGAGACAACCCUACAGUACCCCGAGCAGGCCUGGAGCUGGGGUGUUUACCAGCUCCCGGUGGACUAUACGAUCGUCGAUCCGGUCGAACGGUGCCAGGUGGCUCGGCUGGGCGAACAGCUUUGGUCGUUCGACGACGACCUAGGCUACCUGAUGCUGCCCGGGAACGAAUCCACCACCUGGUUGAACGACAUUUCGCUUACGGGUGAGAAGGGGCUGUGGGGAAAAUCGUUGGUACUGUUCGAUCCGGCCGCCGGCGUGCGCAUCUGUGCCACGAUCGGCACACGCGACGGUUCACAGGACCAUCUGGCCGAGGCCCGCUUCACGAGCCCCAUCAGUGGGUCCAUCUACUUCCGGUGGCUGGCGGCCAAGGAGACGAACCACUCGGACACGCUGAUCCAUGCCAACCUGUUCCACACACGGGACCAAUCGCGCAAGAUGGCCAACCCGGCGUACACCGAGCACGUGUGGAAGAUCUACGUGACGGACAUCUUCGAGAGUGACGCGCAGAACGCGGAGGAAAAUUGUAACAAGCUACAGCUGGUGUUCGACCCGCAGAAUCUCGGUACCGGAAGCGCUAUCGGUGACAUCGACGGUCGUGUUGGUCCGCUGCGCAUCAGUACGGACGCGCGGCGGCACAAGUAUCCGCAGCUGUUCAACGAUCAUCAGCUUGUGCUGCUGCCCAGCGAUCUGUACGGGCCUUCCCGCAAGCUGUACGUCGUAGUGUUCGAUCCGAACCAUCCGGAUACGUUUCUAGCGUGCGCCAAGAUUCGCCACCAGAAGCCACGGGUGGCACGCGCCCUUGUCGAUGGUGGUGGGAUGCGCGGGGAUAUCCGAUUCACGCAGCGAUCACGAUUCGAACCCACCUGGAUCAGUGCCAACUUCGCUUCGGCCUCGAACGAUUCAGCGGCAAACGUUGCCUAUGCCAAAGAUGUGUCUAGCUUUAGGAUAACCCAACUGCCACUGGCAGCGUACUCGGCCCCGGACCCAAGCUACUGUUUGACCGCGGGAGACACACACAAUCCGACGGGAGUGGCUGAAAAGGACAAACCUCCGCCCGGAUAUGGUACACAGGAUCAGUACCCGGUUGGUGAUCUUAGCGGGAAGCUGUUGAACCGGAACAAAAAGGAACCGCACAGCUUCUACCUACCUGGAACGAGUGCCGAGCUGUCCGGUGCGUACUGGGAUACGUUCCUUCCCCUACAAGGACCCCAUUCGAUCGUGUUCCGUAGUUUCACCGUGCAGCGAUACAACCGCACACUGCCGACCAACAUUACCGAAAUGCCGUGGGCAUGCAGUACGAUCGCCUUAUACGAGUCAGUCCGUCCGUACCAGAUUCCGAUUGUCACGGCGCAGGUACUUUUCCGCUACCCGAUCGUGGGCCGCAUCCUAUUCCGCCAAGUGAAGGACGAACACUGGACCGAUACGGCCGUCAUAUUCGAGUACCUUAUCCACGCGGACGGUUCGACGGUCAACAACACGGACAUGCACCGGUGGGCCAUAACGGAUGAUCCACCCGGGAAGGAUUUUUAUGACUGGCAGAACCGAUGCGUUAGUACCGGAGGUGUGUACAACCCGUUCAAGGCGGCCCCGCUGGCGGGGAAUGGAUGGGAAGAGGUAUGCACCACCGGGACGCCGGAGCUGUGCCGGCUAGGGGAUCUUUCGAACCGUCUCGGUACGCUCGAGAUCGCUGGCAACAAAAAAGAGUCGGCGCGGAUAAGUAGGAAAAUGUUCGUCGAUCAGAACUUGCCGCUGAGUGGCUACGCCAGUAUUGUUGGCCGAUCGGUGGUGAUUUACGGUGACAGUGGGCCACUGGCGCGUGGAGAACGUUUGGCAUGUUCGCUAAUCGGAGGCUAUCAUAGGCGGAAGGUGGUCGCAAGGGAUUGGUACUCGAACGGGGAUCCACUGACGAUCAAGGGAAAGCUCGAAAUGGUUCAACAGUCGGAGUACGAUCUGACCAACGUCGAGGUAGAUUUCAAAGGACUCGACAAAAACAGUGGCUACCAUGUGCAUAUAGCUCCGGUUGAGGGGGACUUGGAAUUUCCCUGCGAGGACUCGACGGUGUACGGUCACUGGAAUCCACGGAACAUCAAUCCGAAGCAGUCGCCUCCACCGGCCCAGGGCAGUACGGAUGAGUACGAGUUGGGGGACUUGAGUGGCAAGUUUGGAACGCUCGAUGAGCUCUCGAUGUACGAGGAGUCAUACAACGACACCAGGCUACCGCUGUUUGGCUAUGAGAGUGUCAUCGGAAGAUCGAUAGUGGUGCACAAGAAGGAGCGCAAUCGGCGGUGGGCUUGCAGCACACUGGAGCGUGGUUAUAGCCCUAGCGAGGCGAGGGAGAUUCGUGCGAUCGCGUCCUUCCAUCAUCCUGCCGGGUAUGCGUACGGGUACAUCCGGAUGACGCAGCUCAUUGGGAAUGAUAACAGCCAGAGCGAUACCAUCAUCGAGGUGAAGCUGCGCUACCCGGGACAGCACGACCGGAACGUAACCCACAACCAUAGCUGGAACGUGUGGGUGAACCCUGUCGGGGUGGAUGCAACCGUGAAGCAGGUGGAGACACGCUGCGUCGCGGCCGGUUACGUGUGGAAUCCCUACUAUACCCAGCUGGCGGACCCUUUGAACCAAGACCUGUACAGGCAAGAGUGCGGCCCGGACAAUCCGCUCCGCUGCUAUGUGGGAGAUGUUUCUGCCCGGCUGGGACCUAUAUCGAUCGGCAGCCGGCGGCAAGUGUUUACCGACAGCAAUUUUCCGCUGGAAGGCACGGUGAGUGCGCUUGGCCGAUCGAUUGUCAUCUUUGGGGCAGACUUUGCCGGCACCCGGUUCGCCUGCGCACCCAUCGAACCGGACCACGACAUCGUGAAGUACAUCAACUUGAAGAAACCCCCUCGGUUCGUGGUGGCCCAGUUCCUCGAGGACGUCCGGCAUGUGAUGGGACUGCCCGAGUGGAUGUUGGCGAUCGACUCGCGAAGCACGAAAUCGCUGCACAAUGAUGCCUGCAUUCAGAUGAUCGUGCACUUCAAGGGCCCCAGUGCGCACCGUAUCGAGCAGGACUUUUCGCGUCUGCUGGCCGUCGGGCGGCUCGACUCGCCGAGCAUCUACAUUCCCGGGUACGACAACAGUAAGCGCCGUAAGACGCUGUCCUAUCGGACCUGCGGUGUGCGCGAUCCGAAUGAUAAGAAGACGGCAAAGGUGUUCUUUGGCAGCGGUUCCGCUAAGCCGUCGCAAACGAUUAGCUCAGUGUUGACGAUCGUGUUACCAUUUUUGAUAUUUAUGAAACCAUUUAUGAUUUAAGCGGUUGUUCGAUGCACGUUUAACGUGACAUCCAUCCAUCUGUGGUUCCUGAAGAGUUUCUUUGAAUAAUUGCUAUCAUUACUAAAUAACGUUACGUUCUAUAUGUUCUGAACGACAAAGAAGAGUCUCAA
This is a messenger RNA of Anopheles coustani, 3590 nucleotides long. RefSeq lists its product as uncharacterized. Gene Ontology annotation, molecular function: metal ion binding. NCBI's taxonomy places the organism in Eukaryota, Metazoa, Arthropoda, Insecta, Diptera, Culicidae. The record is from RefSeq and is a predicted model, not a curated record. The transcript has 5 exons. Bases 1 to 3459 code for a protein of 1152 amino acids. Gene Ontology annotation, biological process: superoxide metabolic process.